GGAAGAGCAGAAGGAAAACAUUAUUCCUACUCAGCGCUGGAAGACCACACUUCAUCAGCAAGGAGCCGAGCUGCUAACCCCGGCUUGGGACGCCAGACGGAGAAGAAGAUGUUUAUGAUGAAGGACGGAUAGAAAGAGGAAGAGAAGAUGUCGUUCUUCGGCCUGGAUUGUGUCAGGAAGAAAGAGCCCGAGCUGGAGAGGAAGCUCAGGGCCAACGACCGAGAGUACAACAUCUCCUUUAAAUAUGCAACGAACGCCAUCAAGACCUCCAAGUACAACUUCUUCACUUUCCUACCUCUCAACCUCUUCGAGCAGUUCCAGAGGAUCGCUAACGCCUACUUCCUGUUUCUGCUGGUGCUCCAGGUGAUUCCUGAGAUCUCGUCCCUGUCCUGGUUCACCACCGUGGUGCCUCUGGUCCUGGUGCUGUCCGUCACCGCCGCCAAGGACGCCACCGACGACAUUAAUCGCCACAGGAGUGACAAUCAAGUCAACAACCGGAAAGUCCAAGUCCUCAUCGAUGGCAAACUGCGCAGCGAGAAGUGGAUGAGCGUGCAGGUGGGCGACAUCAUCAAGCUGGAAAACAACCAGUUUGUCACCGCCGACCUCCUGCUGCUGUCCAGCAGUGAGCCACUCAACCUGGUCUACAUCGAGACGGCCGAGUUGGACGGCGAGACCAACCUGAAGGUGCGGCAGGCCCUGCCGGUGACGGGCGACCUCGGCGACGACGUCAACAAGCUGGCGGACUUCAACGGCGAGGUCCACUGCGAGCCCCCCAACAACCGCCUGGACCGCUUCACGGGGACGCUGAGCUCGGCGGGACAGAAGUACGCUCUGGACAACGAGAAGAUCCUGCUGCGAGGAUGCACCCUGAGGAACACCGACUGGUGCUUUGGACUGGUGCUCUUUGGAGGUCCGGAGACCAAGCUGAUGCAGAACUGCGGGAAGAGCACCUUUAAGAGGACCAGCGUGGACCGUCUGAUGAACGUCCUGGUCCUAUGUAUCUUUGGCUUCCUGGCCUUCAUGUGCAGCAUCCUGGCCGUCGGGAACUACUGCUGGGAGCUGGACGAGGGCUCCCCCUUCACGGCCUUCCUACCCAGGCAGAACGGCAGCGACGCCGCCUUCUCCUCCUUCCUCACCUUCUGGUCUUACGUCAUCAUCCUCAACACCGUGGUGCCCAUUUCGCUCUACGUCAGCGUGGAGAUCAUCCGCCUGGGCAACAGCUUCUACAUCGACUGGGACAGGAAGAUGUACCACGGCCGCAGCGACACGCCCGCCGAGGCGCGCACCACCACCUUGAACGAGGAGCUGGGCCAGAUCAAGUACGUCUUCAGCGACAAGACGGGCACGCUGACGCAGAACAUCAUGACCUUCAACAAGUGCUCCAUCCACGGCAAGACGUACGGUGACGUCUUCGACUACAAAGGGGAAAGACUAGAAAUUAAUGAGGACACCGAGACCGUGGACUUCUCCUUCAAUCCGCUGGCGGACCCUCGCUUCACCUUCCACGAUCACGCCCUGGUGGAAGCCGUCAAGCUGGAGACCCCCGAGGUCCACGCCUUCUUCCGGCUGCUCGCUCUCUGCCACACCGUCAUGGCGGGGGAGAAGAAAGAAGGGCAGCUGGUGUACCAGGCCCAGUCCCCUGACGAGGGCGCCCUCGUAACGGCCGCUCGAAACUUCGGAUUUGUCUUCCGCUCAAGGACGCCUGACAGUGUCUCCAUUGUGGAAAUGGGACAGCAGCGAACUUACCAGCUCUUGGCCAUCCUGGAUUUCAACAACGUCCGCAAGAGGAUGUCCGUCAUUGUGCGCAGCCCCGAGGGAAAGCUGUCCCUCUACUGCAAAGGCGCGGACACCAUGGUCUACGAGAGGCUGCACCGGUCCUGCAGCAAGAUGAUGGACGCCACCACGGAGCACCUCAACGAGUUUGCCGGGGAAGGCCUGCGGACCUUGGCCUUGGCCUACAAGGACCUGGACGAGGACUUUUUCGCCCAGUGGAAAGGGCGCCACCACGAGGCCAGCACCGCGCUGGACGACCGCGAGGGCAAGCUGGACCAGCUGUAUGAGGAGAUCGAGAAAGACCUGCUGUUGCUAGGGGCAACCGCCAUAGAAGACAAGCUGCAGGACGGAGUUCCUCAGACCAUCGAGCAGCUGUCCAAGGCAGACAUCAAGAUCUGGGUUCUGACCGGUGACAAGCAAGAAACAGCAGAAAACAUCGGUUACUCGUGCAACUUACUGCGUGAGGAGAUGAACGACGUCUUCGUCAUCUCGGGGAACUCGCCUGAGGACGUCAGGCAGGAGCUGCGAAACGCACGGACCGCCAUGAAACCGGAUGCCGCUGAAGAUUCUGUGUCUUCACAGCAAAGGAGCCUGGGUAAAAAGGCGAAGGCCAUCAUCACGGACGAGGUGGUGAACGGCGAGUACGGCCUGGUCAUCAACGGGCACAGUCUGGCGUACGCCUUGGAGCGCGGCAUGGAGCUGGACUUCCUGAGGACGGCGUGCAUGUGCAAGGCGGUCAUCUGCUGCCGCGUCACGCCCCUGCAGAAGGCGCAGGUGGUAGAGCUGGUCAAGACGUACAAGAAGGCCGUCACGCUGGCCAUCGGCGACGGCGCCAACGACGUCAGCAUGAUUAAAGUGGCCCACAUCGGCGUGGGCAUCUCCGGUCAGGAAGGAAUGCAGGCGGUGUUGUCCAGCGAUUACUCCUUCGCCCAGUUCCGCUUCCUGCAGCGCCUCCUGCUGGUACACGGCCGCUGGUCCUACCUGCGCAUGUGCAAGUUCCUGCGCUACUUCUUCUACAAGAACUUCACCUUCACCUUCGUCCACUUCUGGUACGCCUUCUUCUGCGGCUUCUCCGCCCAGACGGUGUAUGACGAGUGGUUCAUAACGCUCUUCAACCUGGUCUACACGGCGUUGCCUGUGCUGGGAAUGAGCCUCUUUGAUCAGGACGUGAACGACGCGUGGAGUUUCCAGCACCCUCAGCUGUACGUCCCCGGCCAGCAGAACCUCUACUUCAGCAAGACGGCCUUCUUCAAAUGCGCCCUGCACAGCUGCUACAGCUCCCUGGUGCUCUUCUUCAUCCCCUACGCCGCCGUCAGCGAGGCCAAGGACGUGGCCGACUACCAGUCCUUCGCCGUCCUCACGCAGACGUGCCUGCUGUUUGCCGUCACCAUCCAGCUGGUCUUGGAGAUGUCCUACUGGACGGCGGUGAACACCGUCUUUGUCCUGGGAAGCUUGGUCAUGUACUUUGCUGUCACCUUCACCAUGUACAGUGACGGACUGUUCCUAGUCCUGCCCUCAGCCUUCCCUUUCGUCGGCACGGCCAGGAAGUCGCUGAGUCAGCCCAACGUGUGGCUGACCAUCGUGCUCACCUCCGUGCUGUGCAUCCUUCCUGUGGUCACCUAUCGCUUCCUGUUGAUACAGCUCCGCCCCUCCAUCAACGACAAGGUGAUGUUCAAGGUCCGCCAGGCCAAAGCGACGCCGCCCCCGCCGCCUCGCCGUACCCGAAUCCGCCGCACCAGCUCCCGCCGCUCCGGCUACGCCUUCUCCCACGCUCAAGGCUACGGCGACCUGGUGACGUCGGGGCGCUUCCUGCGGCGCCCGGCCGUGUCGCGGCCCUCGGGUUUCUCGCACAUGGGACGCGCCGCCGCCGGCUUCAGCCCCAUGGGGCGCUCGGCCGGGUACAGCCCCACGGGGCGGGCGCAGCAGGGGAAGGCCCAGGAGGUGGAGGUGACCUCGCUGCAGAUGUACAGGACCAUCAGUGACGCCGCUCUCUGAUUGGUCAGGAGCCUUCAAAACAGGAAGUGUCGCCAUGUUUACAAACUUGGAAGCCAUGUUGCCUUCAUGUCCUCUUAAUAACUGUGGUUUUUUUACACAACUCAUAGCACUUCUAUUGAUUACUCAUAAGUGCAAAUAUUGAUCUUUAUAAUGUUUAGAAUGUGCUAGCAAAGCUUAGAUGGGGAUGUUCUUCACUCCUGCUUCAAUUCAGUUCUUUACCUAAACCGCGUGGAGGACAAUCAUUCUCAAAUCCUCCUGAAUACCAGCGUCCACUGCAGUGGACAUUUGUUUUUACGGCCUAUUUUUUAAAUACAUUUCAGCAAAAAAUGAUGGCGGGCCAAAAGGGACCAAAUUAAAAUGAAUAAAUUUUUCGAUAAUUAUUUAAAAAAAAAAAUUAAUUAAUUAAAAUUAAAUUUAAAUACUUACAUGUAGUAUUAAACCUGCUCAGUGGCCUAGUGGUUAGAGUGUCUGCCCUGAGAUCGUAGGUCGUGAGUUCAAACCCCGGCUGAGUCAUACCAAAGACUAUAAAAAUGGGACCCAUUACCUCCCUGCUUGGCACUCAGCAUCAAGGGUUGGAAUUGGGGGUUAAACCAUCAAAAAUGAUUCCCGGGCGUGGCCACCGCUGCUGCUCACUGCUCCCCUCACCUCCCAGAGGGUGAUGGAUCAAAUGCAGAGAAUAAUUUCGCCACAUCUAGUGUGUGUGACAAUCAUGGGUACUUUAACUUUAAAUAUGUCAUUAUUAUUAUUAUUUUUUUUUAUGACAUUUUAUUAUUUCACAAUUUAAUUAUUGAUUUCAUGAUUUCAUUAUUUAACAAUUCUAUUAAUUGUUAAAAUUGUAUUAAUUGAUAGAAUGUUAGCAUGCUAAUGUUAGCAUGCUAUUUUAGAAGUUAUCAUACUUCUAAGAUUGUGGCAAUUAUCAAAAUCCAUGAUUUUUAGGUUUCUACAAAUAAAACUAGCAAGAAUGCUAGCGUAAAAUUUUAGCAUGCUAAUGUUAGCAUGCUAUUAUAGAAGAAGUUAUUAUACUUCUAAAAUGGUGCCAAAUAUAGAAAUCCAUGAUUUUUAGGUUAAAAAUAUACAAACUUAGCUAUAUUGCUCGUAUAAAAAGAUUAGCAAGGAAGAGUUAGCAUAGGAAGAGUUAGCACAUGUUGGUAAGUAUCCAACCCAUUGGUUUGAGGUUCCACUGACUACAAUUUGCUUAAUUGCUAGCAUGACAACAUCGAAAACGUUGGCGGACUUUGGAGGUGGCGCCAAGAAUCAAAAGCCAUAAUUUUUCGGUUUGUAGGAAUAAAAUGUUGCUAAAAUGCUAACGUGAAAAAAGUUAGCAUCCUUUUAAGAUUCUGGCAAGUAUCGAAAGCCAUGAUAUUUAGGUUGAAACCAAUAGGAUUAGCGCAAAUGCUAGCAUGCUAACGUUAGCAUGCUGUCUUAAGACAAGUUAAGUGCUGCGUUGAAGUCAAUAUUUAAAGAAUGAUUGAGUUAUUCAAUUUUGUCCGAUUUAGUCAGUCUUUUAUCAUUUUUUUAAUGACGUUAUCAAAGUCAGUGGGCGGGUCCUCACACCUGAUUGGUCACUUCCGCUUGCCUGUCGAAGCCAGGGAGUAGAAGUGGUGAAUAUUGUGCGAUAAUAACAACUUCAAACACAAUUAUUUACUUCAUUUCAAUUGGAAUCCAUUAAUGAUGCAUUUAAGUACUUUUUAACGAUGUCACUAUUUAUUUAAUUUGGUCCCGUUAGGCCUGAAAACCUUUUAUGUUUGGUCUAUUUCUAAACAAAUGAAUAAUAAGUAGCCCUGUUAUGCAAAACACAAAUGUCCACUGCAGUGGACACUGGUUCUUCUGUAUAUUUUUUAAAUUCAAUAUAUUUUUUUACUGCUGCACAAAAUGAACCGUGCAUGAACAUCACCUUGUUCAAAGAACAAAACCAACACAGUGCAUGAACUCACAACAAAUUACUGUCAGGUUCAAACACCGAACUAUCUAUUACACAAGAAGAAGGAAUCAAGCAGAGACACAGUUGAAUUUUACUAAUGAGGAGAGACGUAUGGGGCUGUACACUCAGUUAGUUUCCCCCUACGCUCUAAGGUACAGCCCCACGUGCUCCUCUAUUUAUUCGGAAGGUCCCUAGUUAACGUCACUGAGGCUGCUUCUGAAGGGAGGGGUAAUGCAAGCAGCCCCAGUAGACACAAUACGAAAAUUAUUCAGAAUGGAAAUGCGCCGACACUCAUGAUUUCGCCCUGUCUCUGUUUUGUCUGCGUUGAGGUACUCGAUGUCAGUCCUUGGCUGUCAGCAGGCAGGGUCUGGAAACAAACUGCUGACACGAGACAACUAUCUGUGCCUUUGCGCAGAUAGAAAAGUUCAACUUCAGCACAAUUGAUAAUAACUAUAGCAACGGCCUUUAAGCAUAAGAGUUGUGUGAUAACUUGAUUAAUACAUAAUUAUUCUAACAUUUACACAUCUGCAAGUCAGAUGGAAAAUUAAAGGGAACAUUGGGGGUAUCCAUAAUACGCCGAUAGGGAGAAGUUUUUAUUUACACGAUGAGUCGGGUGUGUCUUGACCUUCGGCGAACCCCUGAGACCGACUCACCGAACCCCUAGGGUUCCAUCGAACCCAGGUUAAGAACCACUGUUUUAAAGGGACGAGAGAACUUCUGUCCGAAUGGGCCGAAAUCCUGUGUCCAGAUUGUAAGGCGCAGACUAACGAUGCAACAUACACUGUAUUGCCAAAAGUAUUUGGCCACCCAUCCAAAUGAUGAGAAUCAGGUGUCCUGUCAAUCAAUCAAUCAAUGUUUACUUAUAUAGCCCUAAAUCACGAGUGUCUCAAAGGGCUGCACAAGCCACAACGACAUCCUCGGCUCAGAUCCCACAUCAGGGCAAGGAAAAACUCAACCCAGUGGGACAAUGAGAAACCUUGGAGUGGACCGCAGAUGUGGGGGACCCCCCAGGGCGACCGGUGCAAUGGACGUCGAGUGGAUCUAUUGUGAGAGUCCAGUCCAUAGUGGAUCUAACAUAAUAGAGAGAGUCCAGUCCAUGGUGGAUCGAACAUAAUAGUGAGAGUCCAGUCCAUAGUGGAUCUAACAAAAUAGAGAGAGUCUAGUCCAUAGUGGAUCUAACAUAAUAGAGAGAGUCCAGUCCAUGGUGGAUCUAACAUAAUAGUGAGAGUCCAGUCCAUAGUGGAUCUAACAUAAUAGUGAGAGUCCAGUCCAUAGUGGAUCUAACAUAAUAGAGAGAGUCCAGUCCAUAGUGGAUCGAACAUAAUAGUGAGAGUCCAGUCCAUAGUGGAUCUAACAUAAUAGAGAGAGUCCAGUCCAUGGUGGAUCUAACAUAAUAGUGAGAGUCCAGUCCAUGUUGGAUCUAACAUAAUAGUGAGAGUCCAGUCCAUGGUGGAUCUAACAUAAUAGUGAGAGUCCAGUCCAUAGUGGAUCGAACAUAAUAGUGAGAGUCCAGUCCAUAGUGAAUCUAACAUAAUAGAGGGAGUCCAGUCCAUGGUGGAUCUAACAUAAUAGUGUGAGAGUCCAGUCCAUGUUGGAUCUAACAUAAUAGUGUGAGAGUCCAGUCCAUGGUGGAUCUAACAUAAUAGUGAGAGUCCAGUCCAUGGUGGAUCUUACAUAAUAGUGUGAGAGUCCAGUUCAUGGUGGAUCUAACAUAAUAG
Messenger RNA from Nerophis lumbriciformis (worm pipefish), 7407 nucleotides. RefSeq names its product phospholipid-transporting ATPase ID-like. The record is from RefSeq and is a predicted model, not a curated record. Lineage: Eukaryota; Metazoa; Chordata; Actinopteri; Syngnathiformes; Syngnathidae. Gene Ontology annotation, biological process: Golgi organization; phospholipid translocation. Gene Ontology annotation, cellular component: plasma membrane; trans-Golgi network. Gene Ontology annotation, molecular function: ATP binding; ATPase-coupled intramembrane lipid carrier activity; magnesium ion binding.